CUCUCGCCUUUGGUGCGCCAAGUGGAUUUUGCCCUGGAUUGGAUGCACUUGGACGCUGGCGAGCGCCUCUACCAGCAGAACGAUCCCUCCGAUGUGGUUUAUCUUCUCUUGAGCGGUCGCGUACGAUCGGUGAUUACGCGUCCGGAUGGCAGUAAAGCCAUCAUGCGCGAGUAUGGUCGCCAUGAGCUCGUGGGUGAGCUUGAGGUAUUGACCGAGACGCCACGUGCAACUACCAUUCAUGCCGUGCGCGAUGCCGAGCUGGCAAAGAUCCCCGCGGGUUUGCUGCACCUGGUCAAGCACAAACAUCCGCAUGUGGCCACACAUCUGAUGCGCAUGCUCUCCGAGCGCUUGUUGGGACUGGUCAAGGGUGUAGAGCUAGAGAGCACCGACCCCAAUUUGACCACCGUGGCCUUGUUGCCCACCUCGCCCACCGUGCCAUUGUCCUUGUUUGCUGAGCGACUGCGUCGCGCUUUGGGCCUGUAUGGUGAAACCCUCCACCUCAACGCUGCCAUUGUCAAGGAACAAUUUGGCAUGCAUCCCUGCACCAUUCGUGGCUCGCAGGAAUAUUCCUUUGUCCGAUGGCUGGCAUCACAAGAAGAUCGGCAUAGCGUUGUGCUAUAUGAGGCCGACUACGAGCUGAACGACUGGACGCGUCGCUGCAUUCGGCAAGCCGACUGUGUGCUUAUUGUCGGCGUGGGACAUGAAACCCCUUCCGUGGGUCCAGCCGAAUCGGAGCUGGAGAACGUGGCGGCCAAGGCACAAAAAGAGCUGGUCCUCCUGCACCGUGAUGACACGUUCAUGCCAAAGCGUACGGCCGAUUGGCUGAACGCCCGCACUUGGUGUUCGCGCCAUCAUCACAUCCGUUGCGAUGAUGACAUCUUACCCAAGGAAAAAACCUUGAACCGCAAGCGUCAGCCGCGGCCUAUUGGGCCGAGCCGCUUCACGCUCAUUGAACGCAGCGAUUUUGGACGCCUUGCUCGUCAUCUCUCGGGUCAUUCUAUCGGAUUGGUUCUUGGCGGCGGCGGUGCACGUGGCGCGGCGGAGCUGGGCGUGAUAAAGCAAUUGGAAGAAGCAGGUAUACCCAUCGACAUUGUCGGCGGCACCUCCAUCGGCUCGCUUAUGGCUGCGCUUUAUGCAGAAGAACUGAACUAUGCUGAUAUGAAGCAGCGGUUCGAUGAUUUUACCACAACCAUGGGUUCACAGGUGAACAUGGCUUUGGAUUUGACCUACCCAGUCGUGGCCAUGUUCUCGGGACGCGCUUUCAACCGGGUUAUUGAGGAUUUGUUUGGCAACCGACAAAUCGAAGAUCUUUGGCUGCCCUUUUUCUGUGUGACCACAGAUAUCACGGCCAGCAAGAAAAAGGUACAUAGCUACGGUUCGCUAUGGCGCUAUGUGCGCGCUUCCAUGUCGCUGAGCGGAUACCUACCUCCUCUCUGCGAUCCGGAGGAUGGCCACAUGCUCCUUGAUGGCGGCUAUGUCGACGUUUUGCCCAUUGAGGUUAUGCGCCAGCACGGCGCCACUUAUAUGUUUGCCGUGGACGUCUCAGCCAAGGACCUCAACGAUUAUGAGAACUUUGGUGAUGAGAUCAGUGGGUUUUGGCUGCUAUUUCAGCGUCUCAACCCCUUUGUCAGCAAGCCCAAGAUCCCUCACAUGGAAGACAUUGCCUCCAAGUUGGCCUUUAUUGCUAGCGACAACUAUCUCAACGAGGUUGCUUCGACUUACUGCGACCUUGAUACGUUUUUUUUUUUUUUUUUUUUUUUUUUUUGUGUGGUUCUGAUGCUCAUGGCACAUGCGCUGGUUUUCGUAGCUCGAACGUCACAAUGA
Monosiga brevicollis MX1 is the source of this 1824-nucleotide messenger RNA. RefSeq lists its product as uncharacterized. Gene Ontology annotation, biological process: lipid metabolic process. Gene Ontology annotation, cellular component: endoplasmic reticulum. The annotation marks the transcript as partial. The record is from RefSeq and is a predicted model, not a curated record. The transcript has 13 exons. Gene Ontology annotation, molecular function: phosphatidylcholine lysophospholipase A1 activity. NCBI's taxonomy places the organism in Eukaryota, Choanoflagellata, Craspedida, Salpingoecidae.